Lachancea nothofagi CBS 11611 is the source of this 2373-nucleotide messenger RNA. The record is from the annotation of a GenBank genome assembly. Lineage: Eukaryota; Fungi; Ascomycota; Saccharomycetes; Saccharomycetales; Saccharomycetaceae.
AUGAAUCAGCAGCUUCCCGAUUUAUACCCACCAGGAACGGCACUGACAGUUGGUUCUCACCAAGCACGCAUCAUCAAAUACUUGACGAGUGGUGGCUUUGCACAUAUAUAUUCUACCGAGAUCUCACCACCCGAUCCCAAAACUUCAGACAGCAUAGCAUGCUUGAAAAGAGUUGUGGUGCCGGACAAGCCAAGUCUGAAUGUUCUUCGAGCAGAAGUGGACGCCAUGAAGCUUCUACGUGGCAACAAACAUGUGGUCUCCUACAUUGACUCUCACGCCGCAAAGUCCAUUGCUCAGGACGGUUUUUACGAAGUAUUCCUGCUUAUGGAGUACUGCACUGGUGGCGGGCUAAUAGACUUCAUGAACACUAGGCUGCAAAACCGCUUUCAAGAGGCGGAGGUGUUGAAAAUAAUGAGUGAUAUAUCACAAGGCAUUGCGGCAAUGCACGCACUGCUGCCGCCACUUAUCCACAGAGACAUUAAGAUCGAAAAUGUGUUGAUAUCUGGCGACGGAACAUUCAAAGUGUGCGAUUUUGGCUCGGUAUGCGGAAACAUUAGGCCGCCAAAAAAUACUCAAGAAUUUAAUUAUGUUCAGCACGACAUUUUAAAGAACACUACGGCCCAGUACCGGUCUCCUGAAAUGAUCGAUCUUUCUAGAGGUUAUCCCAUAAACGAAAAGGCCGAUAUUUGGGCCUUAGGCGUAUUUUUAUACAAGCUUUGUUAUUAUACCACCCCGUUCGAAAAAGUUGGCGAAGCUGCUAUUUUGCAUUCUCAAUUCCAGUUUCCUUCAUAUCCACACUACAGUGACAAGCUCAAAAAUUUGAUAAAUGUUAUGCUAUCAGAAAAUCCGAUACAAAGACCGAACAUUUGUCAAGUACUCGAAGAGGUUUCCCGCAUUCAAGGUUCACCGUGUCCCUUACCCAAUUUCUAUUCGCUUAGAGCCAUGCAACAGCAACAAAUGCAACAGAAUAAGACUUCUGCUCUUCAUUACUCCAUUAGUCAACCAAAAAUUGAUACAACGAAGAAUGCUGUUGGGUCGUCAUCCAUCGCAAACCAAAACCUGACGAGCUUGAGGCAGUCGAAAACUUUCACAUCGGGCACUGACUCUAAUGGAUUAUACGAAGGAUAUCUUCCGACAUCGAAAAAACAAGAUACCCAGUUUAUGCCACCAAUGAAACAAGGCGAUCCUUUCAUGUCUAUCGACAGGUCAAAACUGUUGCAAGAGAAAGCCUUGCAGUCUAUGAACGUAUCUGGCGAGCGGAAAAGUCAAAUGGUCAGACCUCAAACUUUCUCGACACCAAAGAUUAUACCAUCGAGAUCUUCAGCAAGCCCGAUAAUUGCAGGACGUGGCGAUAUAUCCAAGAUAUUGAGCGCAAAUCCUACCAGUGUCGAGAGUUCCUCUAUCUACGUUCCAUCUGCAACUCAAUUUGAUAGCAGUUUGGUGCCCGUUACCCCAAAGAGGCAGGCCUCUGCCAGAUCUUUACCUUCUUUGGAAACGGAAGAGAGUUUGGAGGGUCAGCUCACUGGAGACAGCAUUGCUAAGAAAUUUGGCCAAAAAUUAAGAAGCGUUUUUACCGGCGAAAAAAGGUCCACGUCCCCAAUCAAAUCGAGACAGAAUACUGGAGAGAGUGUCAAAUCUUCGUUUGCUACUCUUCGCCGUGGUCUAUCACGAGGGAGCUUUAAAGGAGACAACACAAGUAAAAGGAACUCUUUAGAUUUAUCACUUGGAGUAUACUCGUCUACUGCACCUAAGUAUCGUGUAUCUUCAUCAGACUCGAUAGAAGAGGAACAAAACAUUCCACGGCGGUCCCACGUUAGAAGUAGUAGCAGUACAUCCAUUGUAUCUGAUCUGCACGAAUUGGAAAACGAUAAUACGGGGGCUGAUGACUAUUAUAGGUCGCGCUCACCAAUGAGAAUUAGCGCCGGUCAAGAUUCUAGAUCUUCUAUACAAAAGCGCGUACAAAAUCUCCUGAGGAACUCUGAAGAUUCGCAAGUGCAUAAAACUGCACACGGAUAUGGUCGAUAUUCCACAAUCGAGAAUAAUGAUCUUCCCUUACAGUUGACGAACGAAACUGUUAUUGAACCUUUUGAUGAGUUCAAAUUGUCAACACCUAAAUCAUUGUCUCCGACAAAAAGACAGACAAGCGUAGUGGUCACGGAGCUUGAUUCAAAGCCUAUAAGGCCCAGUGAGAAGACCGCUGGCAAAGCUGCACAUUCAAAACCGAAAAGGCCUGCCAAGCCUUCUCAUCUAAAAGGCGACAAGGUAUACAAGCGAAAAGAGUCUAACGAUGGUGAGCAUCGUAGAAAUUUCAGUGACCCCGAUAUUGAAGAACUCGAGAAGGACUUCAAAAUGAGAUUCCCCAGCGCAGUUUAA